AUGAUUGGUGAAGGGGCGAGACUCAGGCAGUUUGUUACAUCAGAUGUAUUUGUUCUAGGGCAGUUUGUUACAUCAGAUGUAUUUGUUCUAGGGCAGUUUGUUACAUCAGAUGUAUUUGGUAAAGGGCAGUUUGUUACAUCAGAUGUAUUUGGUUUAGGGCAGUUUGUUACAUCAGAUGUAUUUGGUCUAGGGCAGUUUGUUACAUCAGAUGUAUUUGGUCUAGGGCAGUUUGUUACAUCAGAUGUAUUUGGUUUAGAGCAGUUUGUUACAUCAGAUUUAUUUGGUCUAGGGCAGUUUGUUACAUCAGAUGUAUUUGGUCUAAUGCAGUUUGUUACAUCAGAUGUAUUUGGUCUAGGGCAGUUUGUUACAUCAGAUGUAUUUGGUAAAGGGCAGUUUGUUACAUCAGAUGUAUUUGGUUUAGGGCAGUUUGUUAAAUCAGAUGUAUUUAGUCUAGGGCAGUUUGUUACAUCAGAUGUAUUUGGUCUAGGGCAGUUUGUUACAUCAGAUGUAUUUGGUCUAGGGCAGUUUGUUACAUCAGAUGUAUUUGGUAAAGGGCAGUUUGUUACAUCAGAUGUAUUUGGUUUAGGGCAGUUUGUUACAUCAGAUGUAUUUGGUCUAGGGCAGUUUGUUACAUCAGAUGUAUUUGGUCUAGGGCAGUUUGUUACAUCAGAUGUAUUUGGUUUAGGGCAGUUUGUUACAUCAGAUGUAUUUUGUAAAGGGCAGUUUGUUACAUCAGAUGUAUUUGGCUUAGGGCAGUUUGUUACAUCAGAUGUAUUUGGCUUAGGGCAGUUUGUUACAUCAGAUGUAUUUGGUUUAGGGCAGUUUGUUACAUCAGAUGUAUUUGGUCAUCCAUAA
This is a messenger RNA of Physella acuta, 855 nucleotides long. RefSeq lists its product as uncharacterized. NCBI's taxonomy places the organism in Eukaryota, Metazoa, Mollusca, Gastropoda, Physidae. The record is from RefSeq and is a predicted model, not a curated record.